UUGUAUUUUAAUUAUACAAAAAUGCGAUUAUUGUUCAGUUUAUAUUUUGUUGUACUAGGAUCAUAUGGGAUAUUGGGAGAAUUGCCUCACACCUGCUCCUGUAUCCCUGGAUUCUUAAAGGCUAAACUAGAGCUAUCUGCUCCAAACGCCUUCAAGAAGUUUGGAAUUUCUCCGACAUUCUUGCCAGUCCCGCCUAAAGACAAGCUAAAGAGUUCUUUUAUGACAGCAAACGUGGAGUUGGGAAAUUUCAUUGAUCCACUCAGAACUAUUGACACUAAGUAUAUUUCGUAUCCACAGGGAAAGAGUGAUGUUAAAUACUCGUUAUUCCUCUUUGAUGUUGAUGGACAACAAGGCCCUCCUCCGAACGUAUACCUUAUAGGCCUGUAUGUAAAUGUACCAAACAGCAAGAACUUAUUGAUUGGGGGUGACAUAGCUGUACCUUUUAUUCCACCUGUGCCAGGUUUAGGAACUGGUGUUCACAGACUAACAGGGCUCUUGUAUGAGCAGAACGACCACAUUGACCCUGAUGCAAUGGAAUUCAUGAAAUUGAUAAAAACUCGUGUUAUACAACUGGAACCAAUGGUCAAGAAGUAUAAUCUCAAACCUGAGCCUGUAGCGGGGACUUUCUAUACGACUGAACUUAAACGAUGCGGAGACACCAAACACUAAUAUUUUUGUUUUGAAAUAAAUGUUUGUUAUAAAAGCAUAAA
This is a messenger RNA of Pieris brassicae (large cabbage white), 710 nucleotides long. RefSeq lists its product as uncharacterized. The record is from RefSeq and is a predicted model, not a curated record. The coding region runs from base 22 to 669 and encodes 215 amino acids. The transcript is spliced from 4 exons. NCBI's taxonomy places the organism in Eukaryota, Metazoa, Arthropoda, Insecta, Lepidoptera, Pieridae.